Anthostomella pinea is the source of this 777-nucleotide messenger RNA. NCBI's taxonomy places the organism in Eukaryota, Fungi, Ascomycota, Sordariomycetes, Xylariales, Xylariaceae. The record is from the annotation of a GenBank genome assembly.
AUGCCUCAAAAUGAGUACAUGGAACGAUUCACCAAGCAGCAUGGUCGGCGCCUGGAUCAUGAGGAGCGCACGCGCAAGCGCGAGGCCAGAAAGGGCCACGACGCCAGCGAGAAGGCGCAGAACCUGAGGGGCCUGGCCGCGAAGCAGUACGCCCAGAAGCGCCACAAGGAGAAGAUCCAGAUGCGCAAGCAGAUCAAGGCCAUGGAGGAGAAGAACGUCCAGUCCGCCUCCGACAAGGACCCCUCCACGCCCCUGCCCAACUACCUGCUCGACCGAAACUCGAACGAGGCCAAGAGCUUGUCCAGCGCCAUCAAGAACAGACGGUCCGAGAAGGCGGCGCGCUUCGCUGUGCCCCUGCCCAAAGUUCGAGGAAUCGCCGACGAGGAAACUUUCAAGGUCAUUCAUACCGGCAAGAAGGCCACCAAGUCCUGGAAGAGGAUGAUCACAAAGCCGACCUUUGUCGGACCCGACUUUACGCGCAGACCUGUCAAGUACGAGCGGUUCAUCAGACCGAUGGGCUUACGUUACAAGCGAUGUCACACGACUCAUCCAGAACUCAACGUAACAGUACAACUCAAGAUCCUUUCGGUCAAGAAAAGUCCGCAGCAGCCUCUCCAUACUCAGUUAGGCGUCCUCACGAAAGGUACUGUCCUGGAGGUAGACGUGUCGGAUCUCGGCUUAACGACAGCUGGAGGAAAGGUAGUGUGGGGUCGGUAUGCCCAAAUCACAAACAACCCGGAGAUGGACGGCUGCGUCAACGCCGUUCUGCUUGUAUAG